AUGAUUACGGGAGCCCAGUUGGCGGAGCAUUUGCAUGGCGGCCCUCUGACAGACGCUCAGAAGCAACAGGCCAACGCGACGGCUAAAAAAAUGCACCCAGCUACGUUUUCCGACGACGUGAAACAGUCCUACGAAAGCAUAGCGGAGGGCUAUUACGCCAUUGGACGGGCCGAUAUCGCCUCCAAGCUGGAGAGUCUGAUUGCCCAACUCGAAGAUAUGCGUGUUCUAGACGACCAGCCCGUUUACCACAUGCUCAAGGUGUUUCUGUUGACAUUGGGGCGUCCAGAAGAUCAGCCGAUCAAGAAACGCGUAGUGGAAGUUCCGCUUAAACGCGUUGGACCGCCAACAAAGGAACAGGAGCCUUUGGACGGAGUGUCAGAUGAAGUACCAUUUGAAGGAGACCAUUGGAACUUUGAAAAUGAGGAACUGAGAGGGUUCACUGAUUCAGAAGAGGAGCAUGAGGAUCACGAUAUGGAACCUGCAGGAGACGAUGCUAUCAGUACUCCUCCUUUGGAUGACGAUACAGGAGUUCCUCUAUCGUUACAGGAUUUCACUCUGUCUUCUAAAGAGACUGUCAUCAAGACUUUGGAGACUGAAUGGGCUCCCUCUCAAAUAACAUUGAUCAGAGAGUGCCUUUUCUUGUUGCAAGGUCUCGAAUGCAACAUUGGACCGGAUUAUGCUGGUCAUGUGGAGCAGAUUGUAGAAAUUUCUGCUUCUUUGGACGUGUUGAGAGACGUGACCCUUCAGCUGGAGUCAUCAAGCCUUCCUAAACUGUCCUGUUUUGUUCAAGAAUUGGUUGACCUGAUGAGAGACAUUCAUCAAUGGCUCUACAGCGUGGAAAUUGCUUAUCUGAAUAAAGAUACAUCGGGGCUGGCUGUUUCUCUCAACGACUUUAGAAGCACAGUUUCUACUCGUCUAGCUCCGGUACUGGCUCUUUCUGCUAUCCUGAGCUCCAAGAUGGACUACAGGGCCGACCCAGGGCUGUUGUUGGAUGCUUUCGACGAUACCAGAUCGAGGACCCUCGAUUCCAAAACGAUGAAACUUUUCCACAAGCUGUACAAGGCUGUAUUGCGUGACAUUUUGACGGCUAAAAGAGCUCCGAAAACAACGGCUGCCGCAUCUCAAGCCUAUGUCCACCUCAUGACGCAAAUCUAUGAAGCUCAAAUGUUUGCUUUGGGCUCCAACAUCACACUUGCUGACGAGAAAGAAGUCGCUCUGGAGGGGGACUGUCCGGACGAGCUGCUACUCAACCUCCAAGUGGAGCUACGACACAGGUACCAGCAUAUCUCGGCGCAUAUUGUGCGUGAAAUGCACAAGCAGAAUGUGUUCAGCACUACUCUGGAGUCUCUAUCCCAUUCUUGCUUCUUUUCCACAGCCAUGACUUCCUUUGCUGAAUGGAUGGUCCAGGAAAUAAUGGGAGGCUCUACCAUGUGGAGAUCGCAACGAUACAUCAACUACGAGCUGGACAGCGCUGUGAGAGUUCACGUUUCGUCUUCUGAACCCAUAUCUAUCAUUGAAACAUUGAGGCAGUUCCAUCUGGUCGUGAAACCAACUGUUAUUCAAUCAAAAGGGGACCUCCAAACCCUCUCUAACCUGUGGACCGUACUACUUCAGGUGAAACUGUCUGUGUGUCUGCUGAGUCGUGCCGAGUGUGCCAAUCUACAACAAUUGACCAAACGGCAUGCCAACCUCAACAUUCUCCAUCUGGUAGCUGCAUUUCUAGACUUUGAUGUCUGCCGACCUCUGUGGGUGGAUUUCACCAGGCUGGACACAAUGACCACCCUGGAACAGCUGCUUGGAGAACACUCGCGUACAAUGGCAUGGCUAAAGAAGCACAAAUCAGUGUUUGGUCACAUUCAGCAAUUGUUGCUGGAUAUAGAGAGUGGAGACAGCACGGACGACGCAAUGGCCUCAAUCAGGAAGGAGUCCAUCAUUCAGGGUACGUGCCUGGCUCUACUGUGA
This is a messenger RNA of Yarrowia lipolytica CLIB122, 1962 nucleotides long. RefSeq lists its product as uncharacterized. NCBI's taxonomy places the organism in Eukaryota, Fungi, Ascomycota, Dipodascomycetes, Dipodascales. The record is from RefSeq and is a predicted model, not a curated record.